AUGGCUGUGUUCGGAACAAGGAUCUUCCUCAGCCUUGAGAAAUUUGAUGACAUACCGGUGACUCUGGUGUCCUUGCGGACCAGCAGCGCGUCCUCUUCGUCCCCGAAGCUCACUCCAUUUCCUUCGUGGGCCAUGAAUAAAUGGAAAGAUUGCAACAAGAUCCAGGCUGCAAAGGGGCUGGAUGUCGAUUCUGUUGGAAGGCUGUGGGUGCUCGACAACGGCAGCGACAGUUGCAGUUCAAAACUAUGGACCAUUGACUUGGCUAACAAUGAUCAAACCAAACUAAUUAUACAGUUCCCAUUUCAAAAAUUGAAGCACGACUUGGUGCUUGAUGAAACCCCAAACGGAACCUUUGCAUACAUCUCGCUCUGGGGUGAACAACACAUUGUCGUGUUUAAUUUGGAAAGAAAUCAGUCUUGGACGUUGGACACGCCAGGAAUCAAGGUUUUUUCCAUUGCCCUGUCUCCUAUAAAGGACCAGGAACCGAGAAAGCUCUACCUUGGUGUCUCCACUACACCAACCAACUGCACAUCAUGCAUUAAAGGCGGCAAUUUCCCAGGGAAAAGGCAAGCGGACGAGUCUACAAACUAUGCUUUGAUCGGCUCGGUCGCCCUCUUCUUGGUCUUGAGCUGCAUUAUCAGCCUCUGGAUCACCCUGAGGAUUAGAAAAACGCGAAAUUCCAACGAGAAGCGCAACGCAGGCGCCGAGGAAAUGGAAAUUCCCACUCUCCCGAGUCCCGUCUCACCGGAAUUGGUGGACGAGGAAAUAGAAAACGAUUUAUACGGCGUCGUCACGGCCCCGCCCCCUCGUUCAUGA
Messenger RNA from Cloeon dipterum, 816 nucleotides. Its product is annotated as protein yellow-like. The record is from RefSeq and is a predicted model, not a curated record. The coding region runs from base 1 to 816 and encodes 271 amino acids. The transcript has 3 exons. NCBI's taxonomy places the organism in Eukaryota, Metazoa, Arthropoda, Insecta, Ephemeroptera, Baetidae.